Molecule: messenger RNA, 1625 nt
Organism: Symbiodinium sp. CCMP2456
Lineage: Eukaryota; Dinophyceae; Suessiales; Symbiodiniaceae
Source: the annotation of a GenBank genome assembly
GAAGUGGCUGGAGCCCGGAGAAUUUCCGGUGAAGGUGGAAAUGGACCCAACAGAGCCGGCAAUCGGGCCGCCCAUCGAGUCGCACUUCGACCUGAACUUCCGCAUCGCCGUGUCCUUUAACGGACCGGAUGGCGACUUCUACAUCGCCUCCGGGCGGGUGGCCUCGACGCCAUUCUCGCUUCCCUACGCCCUCGAGCGCCCCUACGGCUGGGCAGAGGGCGGAGCGGCUGUGAAACUGCACGGCGUCACCUGGCCGGAGGAUGCUGACCUGGACCUGACACUGAUUUUUGUCUUCAGCGACCGCGAUGUCAUGAGCCACUGCCACCGGGUCUCUAUGAAGAUUGCUGAGUGUGUCGUGCCAACUCCGCCGAACUCGGGCUCGUCAACGGUUUCCCUGAAGAUGAUGGCCACGCGCAGCGGCGAAACUGCGACCUACGACCUGCCUGGGCUUAGCUACAACUUCAUGGCCGUACCGACCGUGGACGCGGUCGUCCCGAACAGCGCGGCCCUGGAGGGCGGCACUUGGAUCGAAGUGACCGGAGGUCCCUUCGACGCACGGGUGGAGUAUUGGUGCGUUUUCUUGCCGCCUCUUCCGGGAGUCAUCCCUGAUCUUCCGGCUUUCGGCCGUGGGCCUGGGAGGUACCUGAACUUCACCACGCUCCUUUGUGAGACGCCUCGGCAGUUACUUCCCUCCGUCUGUACUCUUACGUUGGCCUCCGACCAAUCCAUGACCAACCUGGGGAUUGGCCACCUUCCCUUCGAGUUCUAUGCGCCGAUGGUCGUCGAAGAGGAGGACUCAGAGUACAACGCGUCGGAAAUUGUCGCUGCCGCAGAAUCCCAGAGGCUAAUGGCCAUGAUGGGAGCGAAGCAGGCAGAGGAGCCGAUGCCAAGGCAGCCGGCCAUAGCUCCUCCCGUCGUGCCGGACGAGCCAGAGCCUGUGCCGGUGUUCCCAGCCAACAACGCCGCGCUCUCGAUACCGUUUUCCACAUCUUUUGUGUCUUCGGCUUUCAACGUCACGACCUAUCAGCCAGGGGUUCGAAUCCUGCACAUCGCGCCCCGGUCGUUCCUACCCUACCGUGACUCCACUUCUGGAAAGCCUCACAUCAUUCACCUCACGGUCGGAGGUUUGUCGGAGACCAUCCACAGCUGUGUCGUCCGCUUUGGCGAGGUGGAGGCCAAUGCGACGCGAGUGGCCAAUUCGUCUCUGAUCGAAGCCAUUGUCCCACCGGCCUUCGCGAACAUCACCGUGCCCUUGCAUAUCUACUGCGGUCAGGAGCGCCUGCAGGUCACCUAUCCUCAGACCUGGAACUUCCGGUACGUUUUCUUGCCAGAGGUCCACGCAGUCGAUCCGGAGGAGGCCGAUGCCCAGAGCAGAGAGUGGUUGACGCUCCACGGUCGCUACUUCGAAGACUUCCCAGGCCGGGCGUGCAUGAUCGGAGGCCAGCUGGUUCAGAACGUGGCUGUGCGCUGGCUGAGUUCCAGCAUGGUCCAAUGCCGCAUGCCACUCUGGAAACAGGACGCGCCGCUUCUGACUGUCGCCUACUCCAACGAUGGAUCAUACUUCUCCAGCGAGGUCGUUGUCGUGAACACCUGGGUCCGUAUCCGCCUCUUCGAUGUUCAGCCUC